AUGCGCACCAUUAUACCACGCAGCAUCGUCGGCAUCGACUCCUCGACUCGCAUUCCAACCCCGAAUCUCCCGCCGCCUUAUACCUCAGGUACAUGGGCCGGGCAGUCAAGGCCGACCGAUCCAUCCGAACUCACCGCUACCAGUAAACUUCUUAUCGGACCCAAAUCAACACCCUUCCUCAUUCACACCAGGCUUUUAACAGCACAAUCUUCGUACUUCCGCGUCGCGCUCACAGGGCCCUUUGCUGAAUCUACCGCGAACACUAUUACGCUCGACGAUGUAUCAGUCGAUCAUUUCCAACUCGUCAUAUCAUGGCUCUACAACGGUAUUCUGACUGCGCCGUUCAAGGACGGCAAACCAGCAUACUACACGCUCCUCCACGUGUACGUCCUCGCAGACCGUUUUGCACUCGAGGGUCUACGCAACGCCGUCCUAGACAUGAUGAGUGAUUUAUCAGACCGCACGAAUAGCGUUUUAACCCCCUCUGAUACACGCAUCUUAUACGGCGGUAUCCGAGACUCUGCGCCACUGCGACGCCUCGUGCUGGACCUUUUUGCGUUUAAGAAGACGGAUCGGCUACUGGAGAUGCACGGGGAUUGGCGCUCGGGAGGCAUAGGUUGA
Pyrenophora tritici-repentis Pt-1C-BFP is the source of this 621-nucleotide messenger RNA. Lineage: Eukaryota; Fungi; Ascomycota; Dothideomycetes; Pleosporales; Pleosporaceae. The record is from RefSeq and is a predicted model, not a curated record.